This is a messenger RNA of Brassica napus (rape), 891 nucleotides long. Its product is annotated as protein AIG2 A-like. NCBI's taxonomy places the organism in Eukaryota, Viridiplantae, Streptophyta, Magnoliopsida, Brassicales, Brassicaceae. The record is from RefSeq and is a predicted model, not a curated record. The coding region runs from base 217 to 720 and encodes 167 amino acids. The transcript has 5 exons.
UUUGUUAAUGAUAGAAACAGAGUAUGACUGUUGACAAAGAACAAGAAAAAGAUGAUCUCCUACCAUUUUACCAAAUAAACCAAGAAAAUAAGGAAGAAGAAGGAAGAAGAAGUCAAGUAAAGUAGGCUACGAUACGAGGCUAUAAACAGAGCACUACUUACUCAUCUCUCUCACACACAUUUUUUCAAACAGAGCACUAUCAGAAAGAAGAAGAAGAUGAGUAGUUCUGUAUCUCCGUCGCACAAUGUCUUCGUCUAUGGCAGUUUCCAGGAACCAGCAGUCGUGGGUUUCAUCCUCGAAUGCACUCCCGUCAUCGUAUCCGCUCAACUCCACGGCUUUCACAGGUACAGACUCAAAGGGCGUUUGCAUCCUUGUAUUGCUCCUUUUGAGACCGGAGUUAUCAACGGCAAGGUACUAACCGGAUUAACAGAUGCUCAGCUAGAGAACUUAGAUAUGAUUGAAGGAGAUGAAUACGAGAGAAAAACUGUUGAGGUUGUAUUGACCGAUACCUUGGAGAAAAUGGAAGUGGAAGCCUUUAUAUGGGCCAACAAGGAUGAUCCUGAUAUGUAUGGAGAAUGGGAUUUUGAGGAGUGGAAGCGGCUUCACAUGGAGAAGUUCAUAGAGGCAUCGAAGAAGUUCAUCGAAUGGAAGAAGAAUCCAAAUGGCAAAACAAGGGAAGAGUUUGCCAAAUUUGUAAACGAAGAUCCUCCCGUGGCUUGAAGGAUGUGUUAUCUAAUAUUUAUCUAUCUUUUACUCAAAAAUAAAAGGGUCUGAUCAGUGAUCAAUGCCAUAAGAUUAUAAUAAACUUUGUGAGUUCGAAAACAAAAAGAUGUUGUACUGUAUCUAUAGAAGUAUCUAUAUCUAUAUACGAACAAGAGGUAUAUGUGUUAA